AAAAUGGGGAGGAAAAAGAUUCAGAUCCAGCGAAUCACCGAUGAGCGGAACCGACAGGUGACAUUCACCAAGCGGAAGUUCGGGCUCAUGAAGAAGGCGUAUGAGCUAAGUGUGUUGUGUGACUGUGAGAUCGCACUCAUCAUCUUCAACCACUCCAACAAGCUGUUCCAGUACGCCAGCACCGACAUGGACAAGGUGCUGCUCAAAGAGAUGGGCGUGGGAGAACCCUCACCUCUGCUGACAGUAGUGGUGCGGUUACAGACCCUGAGGAAGAAGGGCUUCAACGGCUGCGACAGCCCGGAGCCAGAUGGGGAGGACUCGCUGGAACAGAGCCCCCUGCUGGAGGACAAGUACCGGCGCUCCAGUGAGGAGCUCGACGGGCUCUUCCGGCGCUAUGGGUCAGCUGUCCCGGCCCCCAACUUUGCCAUGCCCGUGACAGUGCCUGUGUCCAAUCAGAGCUCACUGCAGUUCAGCAAUCCCAGCGGUUCCCUGGUCACCCCUUCCCUGGUGACAUCAUCCCUCACGGACCCACGGCUCCUGUCCCCCCAGCAGCCAGCACUACAGAGGAACAGUGUGUCUCCUGGCCUGCCCCAGCGGCCAGCCAGUGCAGGGGCCAUGCUGGGGGGUGACCUCAACAAUGCUAACGGAGCCUGCCCCAGUCCUGUCGGGAAUGGCUACGUCAGUGCUCGGGCUUCCCCUGGCCUCCUCCCUGUGGCCAAUGGCAACAGCUUAAACAAGGUCAUCCCUGCCAAGUCUCCACCCCCACCCACCCACAGCGCCCAGCUCGGAGCCCCCAGCCGCAAGCCGGACCUGAGGGUCAUCACUUCACAGGGAGGAAAGGGGUUAAUGCACCACUUGACUGAGGACCAUUUAGAUCUGAACAAUGCCCAGCGCCUUGGGGUCUCCCAGUCUACCCACUCGCUCACCACCCCAGUGGUUUCCGUGGCAACACCGAGUUUACUCAGCCAGGGCCUCCCCUUCUCUUCCAUGCCCACCGCCUACAACACAGAUUACCAGUUGACCAGUGCGGAGCUCUCCUCCUUACCAGCCUUCAGUUCACCUGGGGGGCUGUCACUAGGCAAUGUCACCGCCUGGCAGCAGCCGCCACAGCCCCAGCAGCCGCCCCAGCCGCAGCCUCCGCAGCCUCAGCCCCAGCCCCAGCCUCAGCAGCAGCAGCAGCAGCAGCAGCCGCAGCCACAGCAGCCGCAGCCGCAGCAACAGUCCCACCUGGUCCCUGUGUCUCUCAGCAACCUAAUCCCUGGCAGCCCCCUGCCCCACGUGGGUGCUGCCCUCACAGUCACCACCCACCCCCACAUCAGCAUCAAAUCGGAACCUGUGUCCCCAAGCCGUGAACGCAGCCCUGCACCUCCCCCCCCAGCCGUGUUCCCAGCCACCCGCCCUGAGCCUGGUGACAGUCUCAGCAGCCCAGCUGGGGGCUCCUAUGAGACAGGGGACCGGGAUGACGGACGGGGGGACUUCGGGCCUACCCUGGGCCUGCUGCGUCCAGCCCCGGAGCCCGAGGCCGAGGGCUCAGCUGUGAAGAGGAUGCGGCUUGACACCUGGGUACUGUAGCAUCGCCCCUCCCGUCUGCCAGUGUCCGCUACACCCAGGGACUCCCCGUGUGCCCCAGCCUGUCUUAUCUCCCACCUGAGAGGCCUUGUGGCCAGCUAGCCCUUCCAUCAGCCCUUUUGAGGCAGCACUAAUGCCCUUUUACCCCCACCAAAGGCCCGUCUCUCACCCUUCCUCCAGCAUCAGCCCUUUUGCUCGACAACAUCCUCCCUCAGAGCUGGCCCUGCCACUAGAAUCCUGGCCCUACAGGGAGAGGGGCGUGGGGGACACAUACCCCAUAGUCUGGGCCGCCCCUCACACCCCCUUCUCCAUCUCCUCUUUUCACAGACAUUAAAGUGACGAUCCCCACUCCCCUCCUCUCAGCCUCCCUGAUGAAGAGUUGACAAUCUCACCGCCCACCCCCCUGUCCUGGGCUCCUCCCGCUUGACCCCCACUUCCUUUCUUGUGCUCCAUGUCCUGUUGACGGUUACAUUUGUGUAUAAUUAUUAUUAUAUUAUUAUUAAUAUUAUUAUUUUUUUUAAUUUGGAUUCUCACUUUGGAGAGGGGGAUGCUCCCAUCCCCUUUCUGCACCCCCUGCCAUUUUCACUGGCUGCGGGAGCUCUUUUUUGCGGGAAGGGGGGAACACUUUGCACGUUGUACACAUAUGCUGCAGGAGGGGGUGGGGGCCCAAUGGGCCUUUGGAAAAGGACAGGUGCCGAGCCCUGCAUGCGGAGCCCUCCCACCCCGUCCCCCAGAUAGAGGGAAAUAACCAAAAAAACUACCAAACAACAAAACCCUUACAAUAGACUGAAACCCCAAAGUUGGCUUGAUGGUGGGUUUGUGUUUCAGGGGAAAGUGAGGAAGAGGCUUUGUAAAGGGUUUCUGCUUCUGGGCUGUUCCUAUGGCCAUAGGCAUAUGGGGCAGAAUACCCAAGCCUGGCCCCCACAUGUCCCCACACACACACGACACUCACUGAUUCUUGUGUGAGCUGCACCUCCAAGGUGUGUGGGUGCUGGCUGAGCUUUUGGGCUGGGAAGGCUGCCUAGGAAUCUGAGGCUGGGGGGAGGCGUUGAGGUGGGGGCCCCUCUGAAGCACAUUUGGAGAGAAAGAGCCAUGAGGAGAAGGCUGAGGAGGGACAGAGGCUGGGCCAAGGGUGUGAGUCAGGGUCCCUUCCCUUUCCCAGCGUUUUCUCUAAGAUACACAGUGCAAUAGCUCCCCAUCCCUCAGUUGCCACCAGCCCUGUAAAGCUGGCCACAAAGUGCAGGGAGAACUGGGGAGAGGAACUUGAGUGAGGUGACUCAGUGGGAGCGGGCCUUGGUCACUUCGGGAUGCCUGAGGACCGGAACCCUUGCAUCCAGGGGCAGGUGUGAGUGAGGGGACUUGCUCUUCCUUGCACGUACAUAUUCCCAGAGGAGUGGACGUUGGGAUGGGGUGUGAGGAUGGGAGAGGGGAUGGGGAGGUCUGCAGAAGGCCUGCCUCCCUUCUCUCCUCCUUAGCCCCUCGCCCAGCCCUCCUCCCAGCUCCCACUCCUGCUCCCGAACUGCUCCAGGCCCCACCUCCCUGCUCUUGGCGCCCUCAUUGUCUGGCUACCUCCUGUCCCACCCCAGGCCGCAUCCCACCCUCCCUCUUGGCUACUGUAAUUGUAAAUAGCAACCUUUGGAAAAGUUAGCAGUGUAACAGUCCAGGAAACUGUUUUUUUGUUGUUGUUGUUGUAUUGAUAUGAAAUGAGAUUCUAUUUUUGUCAAAGUAUAUUGUAAUAAUAAUGACUCAAACGCCCGUACUGUA
Messenger RNA from Miniopterus natalensis, 3333 nucleotides. The record is from RefSeq and is a predicted model, not a curated record. Lineage: Eukaryota; Metazoa; Chordata; Mammalia; Chiroptera; Miniopteridae.